This is a messenger RNA of Megalops cyprinoides (Indo-Pacific tarpon), 1039 nucleotides long. Its product is annotated as 60S ribosomal protein L5-like. Lineage: Eukaryota; Metazoa; Chordata; Actinopteri; Elopiformes; Megalopidae. Gene Ontology annotation, biological process: ribosomal large subunit assembly; translation. Bases 76 to 972 code for a protein of 298 amino acids. Gene Ontology annotation, molecular function: structural constituent of ribosome; 5S rRNA binding. Gene Ontology annotation, cellular component: ribosome; cytosolic large ribosomal subunit. The record is from RefSeq and is a predicted model, not a curated record. The transcript has 8 exons.
UUUUCAGUGCAGCGGAGUCAAAAUCCCAGUCUUUGACUCCAGUCUCCGGGCAUAGGAGAUCGAAAAGACUGCAAAAUGGGCUUCGUUAAAGUGGUCAAGAAUAAGUCCUACUUCAAGAGAUACCAGGUGAAGUUCAGAAGGAGGAGAGAGGGAAAGACAGACUAUUUUGCCCGCAAGCGCCUGGUCAUCCAAGACAAGAACAAGUACAACACCCCCAAGUACAGGAUGAUUGUCAGGUUCUCCAACAGGGACAUCAUCUGCCAGAUCGCCUACGCCAAGAUCGAGGGGGACAUGAUCGUCUGCGCUGCCUACUCCCAUGAACUGCCCAAGUACGGGAUCUCCGUGGGGCUGACGAACUAUGCCGCAGCCUACUGCACUGGGCUGCUGCUGGCCCGCAGGCUGUUGAACAAGUUUGGCCUUGACAAAGUCUACGAGGGCCAGGUGGAGGUGACUGGAGAUGAGUUCAACGUGGAGAGCAUCGAUGACCAGCCUGGGGCUUUCACCUGCUACCUGGAUGCUGGGCUUGCCAGAACCACAACUGGCAACAAAGUGUUCGGUGCUCUCAAGGGCGCUGUGGAUGGAGGACUGUCCAUCCCUCACAGCACCAAGCGGUUCCCUGGCUAUGACCCUGAAAGCAAAGAGUUCAACGCAGAGGUCCACCGCAAGCACAUCAUGGGCAUCAACGUGUCCGAGUACAUGAGCUACCUGAUGGAGGAGGAUGAGGAGGCCUACAAGAAGCAGUUCUCCCGCUUCAUUAAGAACGGCGUCACCCCUGACUCAGUGGAGGAGAUGUACAAAAAGGCUCAUGCUACCAUCCGUGAGAACCCAGUCCAUGAUAAGAAGCCCAAGAAAGAAGUCAAAAAGAAGAGGUGGAACCGCGCCAAGCUCUCUCUGGCUCAGAGAAAGGACCGUGUUGCCCAAAAGAAGGCCAGCUUCCUCAGGGCACAAGAACAGGAGGCUGGCGACAGCUAGAUCUGCAUUCUCUGUUCUUAUGCAUGGCACAAACACACUCUAUUCGAAUAAAUCUGUUCGAAAAGGC